AUGCCGCCGCCGGGCGCGGUCGGCGCGGUCGAGGCCUCGCCGCGAGCGGCCGCUUCGUCCGCUGGUGCACUCGCAGCCGACAGGCUCGCAGCGCGGUGGCCGGUGCUCGGCGCGAGGUUGGCGAUGCCGGGCCGGCCGGAGGGUGGCGAUGAUCGCUGUCGUGCGCGGCCGACAAAGCGCACGGAACGCCCAAUUUGGGCUGGAAAUGCCGCCGCCACGGGUUGGCCCAGGACGGGGCUUGGGACCGGCCAGGUGUGGAUUCUCCACGGCGCUGCGGUGUAUCUGCGCGCCCAUGGCGCGUUCAGGGGCGGCCCGUUUUUAGCAAAAAGCAGAUACCACAUCGCGUGUGGUCGUCGAAAAACCGCAUGUUCGCCCGUCUGGGACCUCUUCGUACGGCUCCAAAAACCGGAUCCGCUCCUUAACGACGACUACGCGGCCCGGCGGUCGAUCUGCGCCUUCUCAGCGGUGGAGGGGAUGUGA
Molecule: messenger RNA, 480 nt
Organism: Emiliania huxleyi CCMP1516
Lineage: Eukaryota; Haptophyta; Isochrysidales; Noelaerhabdaceae
Exons: 5
Coding region: 1-480 (159 amino acids)
Source: RefSeq, a predicted model, not a curated record